Akanthomyces muscarius is the source of this 564-nucleotide messenger RNA. RefSeq lists its product as uncharacterized. Bases 1 to 564 code for a protein of 187 amino acids. The record is from RefSeq and is a predicted model, not a curated record. The transcript has a single exon. Lineage: Eukaryota; Fungi; Ascomycota; Sordariomycetes; Hypocreales; Cordycipitaceae.
AUGAUCCGCCGCAUUCUCAACAUACUAAAAGACAGUGGAAUCGACCACAAGGGAGAGUCGCUUCUCAUUUCAUGGCCCUACGGCCGUGAUGUGUAUCAGUGCCUUGAGAUCAACCUCAGCCAGCAGGAAUCGUACUGGGCGCGAAUUCUUGCCGACUCGGAGGACUGCGCGACAUUUGCCUAUGCCUCGCCGCACUGCCUCGAGACGGAGGAAUAUCGGUGCCGAAAAGCCGAGUUGUCUUGCUCUUGGCGCAGCACUAUUCUCCUGCUUGAGACGGCCGUCACGAUUUCCGUCGGCCAUGAGGGUGUGGCACCUCAGCCGGCGGUCGGCAAGCUCGUGCACCAAGGCCGAUAUUACUUCAAGUCCUUUGGCUCUGUGCACAUGGUAAAGGCCGAGCAGCCGGAUCCAACGGCUGUUGCGAAGCUUGUGCGGAAGAAGAAUCUCGUCCCCGACAAGAUGAAGCAUAGACUGUAUGGGAGGACGCAACUUACGAAACGCAUACGGGAGCGCAGCAGAAUGCAAGACGUAGGAGAAAGUGUAGCAUGGCUCACAUCUAGCAUAUGA